GGGCGACCAGGGGCCCGAGCGCAGCGGUUGGCGGCGGACGGCGGGAGAUCGCUGGCCAGCGCGGCGCCACACUCGCUAGGUGGAGGAGAUCGGCGCUCCGCCGGAUGAGCACGAGCCUGGGAGAUGGCAGUGAUGGAAGUGGCCUGCCCAGGCGCCCCUUGCUCAGCUGUUGGGCAGCAGAAAGAGCUCACCAAAGCCAAGGAGAAGACACCAUCACUAGGAAAGAAGCAGAGCUGCAUCUACAAACUUGAGGCUGUGGAGAAGAGCCCUGUGUUCUGUGGGAAGUGGGAGGUCCUGAAUGACGUGAUUACCAAAGGCACAGCGAAGGAAGGUUCUGAGGGCGGGCCUUCCGCAAUCUCCAUCAUUGCCCAGGCUGAAUGUGAGAAUAGCCAAGAGUUCAGCCCUACCUUUUCAGAGCGCAUUUUCAUCGCAGGAUCGCAGCAGUACAGUCAGUCUGAGAGUCUUGAUCAAAUCCCCAACAAUGUGGCCCAUGCAACUGAGGGCAAAAUGGCCCAAGUGUGCCGGAAGGGAAAGCGUCGCAGCAAAGCCCGGAAGAAACGGAAGAAGAAGUCCAAGUCCCUGGCCCAGGCAGGAGUGGCCUUAGCCAAACCCCUGCCCAGAACCCCUGAGCAAGAGAGCUGCACGGUCCCAAUACAGGAAGAUGAGUCUCCAUUAGGCAACCUCUAUGCCAGAAAUGUUCCCCAGUUCACUAAGCCUCUGAAAGAACCAGGCUUUAGUCACCUCUGCUUUAAGAAACGAGGAGAGGGCCUGCGGCCAGCGCUGCCUCGACCGGAACUCCACAAACUGAUCAGCCCCUUGCAGUGUCUAAACCAUGUGUGGAAACUCCACCACCCCCAGGACAUAGGCCCCCUGCCCCAUUCCACUCACCCUUUCCCCUAUAGCGGACUGCCCCAUCCUUUCCCAUUCCACCCUCUCAAACCCUGGAAACCCCAUCCUCUGGAAUCUUUCCUUGACAAACUAGCUGGCGUAAGUAGCCAGCAGCCCCUCCCUGGCCCACACCUGAGCAAGCUGGCCUUUGGAAACAGUCAGAAGCCCCUGAGCAGCUCACAUCUGGAAUCUAGCUACCCAUCUCGUGAUGUCCAUGAGAAGUUUCCUGUGGAGGAAUACUUGGUACAUGCACUACAAGGGAGUGUGAGCUCAGGCCAGGCACAUGGCCUGGCCAGCCUGGCUAAGACUUGGUCAGCAGGCAGCUCUAAGCCCCAGAGACUCAGCCCUGAAACUGAGGACAACGAGGGAGUCUUGCUUACAGAGAAACUCAAGCCAGUGGAUUAUGAGUACCGAGAAGAGGUCCAUUGGGUGACACACCAGCCACGUUUGGGCAGAGGCUCCUUCGGUGAGGUCCACAGAAUGAAGGACAAGCAGACAGGCUUCCAGUGUGCUGUCAAAAAGGUGCGGGUCGAAGUGUUUCGGGCAGAGGAACUGAUGGCCUGUGCUGGACUGACCUCACCCCGAAUUGUACCUCUCUAUGGAGCUGUGAGAGAAGGUCUAUGGAUCAACAUCUUCAUGGAGCUGCUAGAAGGUGGCUCACUAGGCCAGCUCAUAAAGCAAAAGGGCUGUCUGCCAGAAGACCGGGCCCUUUACUACCUUGGCCAGGCCCUGGAGGGGCUAGAAUAUCUCCAUAUACGAAGGAUUCUGCAUGGUGAUGUCAAAGCUGACAAUGUGCUCCUGUCCAGCGAUGGGAGCCGAGCAGCCCUCUGUGACUUUGGCCAUGCCUUGUGCCUGCAACCAGAUGGCCUAGGGAAAUCCUUACUCACAGGUGACUACAUCCCUGGCACAGAAACACACAUGGCCCCAGAAGUGGUGAUGGGGAAGCCCUGUGAUGCCAAGGUGGACAUCUGGAGCAGCUGCUGCAUGAUGCUCCACAUGCUCAAUGGCUGCCAUCCCUGGACUCAGUACUUCCGAGGCCCACUCUGCCUCAAGAUUGCCAGUGAACCUCCACCUGUACGGGAGAUUCCACCCUCCUGUGCACCCCUCACAGCCCAAGCCAUCCAAGAGGGGCUCAGGAAAGAGCCUAUCCACCGAGCAUCUGCCAUGGAGCUCCGAGGGAAGGUGAGCCAGGCACUGCAGCAAGUGGGAGGCCUGAAAAGCCCUUGGAAGGGCGAAUACAAAGAACCGAGACCUCCACCCCCAGACCAAGCCACUUGCCACCAGACCCUGCAUGCCCCACCAAGGGAGCACUCACCAGCCAAGGACAGCACAGAUGGGUCCCCUAAACCUCAGCCUCCUCUACUGCCAGAACCUCCAGAACAGAACAAGGCCCCAGCCCUGAACCUGAGCAAAGAAGAGUCUGGCAUGUGGGAACCCCUGCCUCUGUCCUCACUGGACCUGACCCCUGUCAAGAGCCCCAGCUCCCCAGAGCGGAGGGCAACCUUCCCAGAGCUGGAACUACAGCAGCUGGAGAUAGAACUGUUUCUCAACAGCCUGUCCCAGCCUUUUUCUCUGGAGGAACAGGAACAGAUUCUCUCAUGCCUCAGCAUUGACAGCCUCUCACUGUCAGAUGACAGUGAAAAGAACCCAUCAAAGGCCUCUCAGAGCUCAAGAGACACCCUGAGUUCCGGCGUACACUCAUGGAACAGCCAGGCCGAGGCACGGAGCUCCAGCUGCAACAUGGUGCUGGCCCGGGGUCGGCCCACUGACACCCCAAGCUACUUCAAUGGUGUCAAAGUCCAAAUACAGUCUCUCAAUGGUGAACACCUUCACAUCCGGGAAUUCCACCGGGUCAAGGUGGGAGACAUUGCAACUGGCAUCAGCAGCCAGAUCCCAGCCACAGCCUUCAGCUUGGUGACCAAAGAUGGACAGCCUGUUCGCUAUGACAUGGAGGUGCCAGACUCGGGCAUCGACCUGCAGUGCACCCUGGCCCCUGAUGGCAGCUUUGCAUGGAGCUGGAGGGUCAAACAUGGCCAGCUGGAGAACCGACCCUAGCUCUGCCUUCUACCACCAGUACCGCUCUGCCCACAGCAGGCUUCCUUUGAAUCUCCAUGCUCAGUGCCACCCUGAGGUGCAGACUUAGUCUACUCAGAGGGAUCUGCCAGCCCCUGGCUCAGCAGUGAAAGCAGGGCUUGUAGCAGAAAAGGGGGCAAGUGAAACACUUCCCAGGACUUCCCACCUGAGUCCUGCCAGUUCCUUGGCAAGAGAAACUCCACCCAUGUGAGGAAACAGGGAGGAAAGUAGUGGUCCCAUCCCCCAGGAAGAGAGGGAGUGUUGUCUGUGCUACUCCAAACAAGAUAGCCUGACCCAUUUGGACCAGUGAGCACUUGGGGAGUAUCUUCUAGCCUGGUUCAGAAGGAGCAGGUGCCCCCAUGCAGGUAGGAGGGUCUCCAAGAGCUCCCACCCAGCUCAUAAAGGGCAAGGCAGCAGGUGUGCCUGCCCAGGGCCUAAUGGAGUCUCUCACCAUCUGUCUGGUCUCCCUGGCUGUGGACUCAGGUGGGAUGGAGGGAGCAGAAAAGAGGCUGGCCCCUUGGUAGGAUGCACCAUACCUUCAGGUUGUGGCCACCCAUGUCCUGAGUUGAAUUCCAGUUCAACCAAGGACCGUAGAUGGUAUCGCAGAGAAGUGCUCAGCCCCCAAGCCUGUGACUGAUGGCCACCACUUCUCAGAGCAUCAGGCCUCAUUGAGGCCUACCCUGUGACAAGCUGGCACUCUAUUCCCUCAUCUGUGAAAAUGAAGGGUAGCAUGAGAGCCACCUGACAGGAAUGGUCUGUGAAUGAUAGAUGCUAAAGAAAGCCACAGUUGCAAAACUUGCUGCCCCCAGGGCACAUAGUCAACAUUCAGCAUGCCAUCUUCAUGAUGGCAGAACGCUGCCAGCAGCACUUUGCACUCCGAUGACCUCAAAGCACUUUCCUGGCUGCCCUCCAGCAGAGCACUGGCUCUGCAUGGGCACCGGCAGGCCAGGGGAUGGGGAAGGGACUCAGUCUUGACCCAUCCACAUGGGCAUAACUCCUCAAGCCUCUUUCAGAUUUAAGAUGAGCACCCUUAACCCCGUUGCCCUAGCCAAGGCUUUUCUGUUAGGGCUUGGGAAUAGUUGCUCAAGACUCAUGUAGCAUUAAGUUAACUGUGAAUCAUUGUGGGGAGAGAGACAGACUCCCUCCUCGGGAGACUCUCACCCCCAUCCAGACAGGGUAGCCUCUGUGCAGCUAUUUGCAUGGACCCAGGCUGCCCCUGGGCCCCGCAGAUGAAGACCUGCAGCCACAGUGCUGCAGCGUUUGGAAUGUACAGAGCUCUGUAAGCAAUAAAAUUUGGCGUGAU
Nannospalax galili (Upper Galilee mountains blind mole rat) is the source of this 4264-nucleotide messenger RNA. It is a transcript of the gene Map3k14, whose product is annotated as mitogen-activated protein kinase kinase kinase 14. Lineage: Eukaryota; Metazoa; Chordata; Mammalia; Rodentia; Spalacidae. Gene Ontology annotation, molecular function: protein serine/threonine kinase activity; ATP binding. The record is from RefSeq and is a predicted model, not a curated record. The transcript has 16 exons. Gene Ontology annotation, biological process: protein phosphorylation; positive regulation of canonical NF-kappaB signal transduction. Bases 124 to 2943 code for a protein of 939 amino acids.